Messenger RNA from Rosa chinensis, 2751 nucleotides. RefSeq names its product eukaryotic translation initiation factor 3 subunit C. Bases 106 to 2538 code for a protein of 810 amino acids. Gene Ontology annotation, cellular component: eukaryotic translation initiation factor 3 complex. Gene Ontology annotation, biological process: translational initiation. Lineage: Eukaryota; Viridiplantae; Streptophyta; Magnoliopsida; Rosales; Rosaceae. Gene Ontology annotation, molecular function: RNA binding; translation initiation factor activity; translation initiation factor binding. The transcript has 4 exons. The record is from RefSeq and is a predicted model, not a curated record.
CUAAAACGCAAUAAGCUCGAUCUCUUCGUCCAUCGUAGGAUUGUACGACUGCACCGAUUUUCAAACCCUUUUUCGCUUGUGAUUUUUUGCUUGAGCUACUAGACAAUGGCUUCGACUUCGAAAUUCUGGGGCCGCCAGAGUGAUCAAAGUGACAGCGAUAGCGAUUCAGAAGAUGAGCCCGUAAUCACAGAUGAGGAGACGACUAGCAUUAAGAAAAUCAAAAACAAAUACGAAAUUGAAAGUGAUGAUGAGGAAAGCUCUGAUGACGAAAAGCGUGUGGUUAAGUCAGGGAAAGCUAAGCGAUUCGAGGAGAUGUGUGCUACUGUUGACAAGAUAAACAAGGCAAAGAACAUAAACGAUUGGGUGAGCUUGCAGGAAUCGUUUGACAAGAUGAAUAAACAGCUUGAGAAGGUGAUGCGCGUAGCCCGGUCUGCAAAAGUACCAACUCUGUACAUCAGAGCGCUUGUUUUGUUGGAGGAGUAUGUAGCCGAGGCUCUAGCAAAUAAGGAUGCUAAGAAGAAGAUGAGUAGCACCAAUGCCAAGGCCUUGAACUCGAUGAAACAGAAACUCAAGAAGAACAAUAGGGAAUAUGAGGAUUUGAUUCAGAAGUACAAGGAGAAUCCUACAGAAGAAGAGCUUUCGGAAGAGGAAGAAUUUGAAACAAAUUCUGAAAUUGAAGUUCCUAAAGAUGUUGGAUAUGGGGAGGAUGAGGAAAAGGAGGAUGGUUGGGAGAGAAAAUCUAGUAAGAGGAGCAAGCUUGUCCUGGAUAAGCAGCAGUUCAUGAGUGACCCUCGUCAGGUUACGUGGGAUACAGUCAACAAGAAAUUCAAAGAGGUUGUGGCUGUUAGGGGAAGGAAGGGAACGAGAUGGUUUGAGCUAGUUGAGCAGCUUAUUUUCUUGGCAAAGGUUGCUAAGACUCCUGCGCAGAAGCUUGAGAUUUUUCUCAGUAUUGUUUUUGCUCAAUUUGAUGCUGGUCUCCAUGGGCACAUGCCUACGCAUGUGUGGAAACAUUGUGUGCAGAAUAUGCUUGUUAUUCUUGAUAUUCUGGUGCAAUAUCCCAACAUCCGUGUCGUUAACAAGGCGGAGAUUGAUGAUAAUGGAUCUCAGCAUGGAUCUGACUAUAAUGGGACAAUCAGUGUCAGUGGAAACUUGGGGGGUUUUGUGGAAAGAAUAGAUGAUGAUUUUUUCAAGAGCUUACAGAGUCUAGACCCUCACACCACUGAGUACAUUGAAAGACUCAGAGAUGAGCCUAUGCUUUUCGUUCUUGCUCAGAAUGUUCAAGAAUAUUUGGAGCAAGUUGGAGAUUUCAAAGCAGCUGCAAAGGUAGCCCUAAGGCAGGUUGAACUCCUUCACUACAAGCCUCAAGAAGUCUAUAAUGCCAUGAGAAAACUAGCUGAGCAAACAGAAAGUGGUGAUAAUGGUGAAGUGACUGAAGUCCAUGACGCUACAUCUGCAUUUCUUGCAUCUCCUGAGCUCGUACCUCGGGGACCUGCGUUUUUGGAGAGUAGUAGGGCCCUCAUGGAUAUUCUCGUCUCUUUCAUAUACAAAUAUGGAGAUGAUAGGACUAAAGCUCGUGCAAUGCUUUGUGAUAUUUACCACCAUGCUCUCCUGGAUGAUUUCUCUACUGCCCGUAACUUGCUGCUAAUGAGUCACCUGCAAGACAGUAUUCACCAUAUGGACAUUUCAUCCAAAAUCCUUUUCAAUAGGGCUAUGGCACAGCUUGGUCUGUGUGCAUUUCGUAAUGGACUAAUUACUGAAGGACAUAGCUGCCUUUCUGAACUAUAUUCAGGUGGAAAAGUGAAGGAGUUGCUCGGACAAGGUGUGUCCCGAAGUAGAUAUCAAGAGAAAACCCCUGAACAGGGGAGUCUUGAGAGACCCUAUCAUAUGCACAUCAACCUUGAGCUCCUAGAGGCAGUGCAUUUGAUAUGUGCCAUGCUGCUGGAAGUGCCUAAUAUGGCAGCAGCCAACACCAAUACAAAACGCAGGGUGAUUAGUAAGACAUUCCGGUGGUUGCUUGAGAAGCAAACAUUCAUAGGACCUCCUGAAACUGUCAGGGACCAUGUAAUUGCAGCUACAAGGGCCCUCUUCAAAGGUGACUUCCAAAAGGCCUUUGAUGUCAUCAGUUCUCUUCAUGUCUGGAAGCUCCUCAGGAAUCGUGAGAAUGUUCUGGAGAUGCUCAAUGCUAAUAUCAAGGAGGCGGCUCUGAGGACCUACCUUUUCACCUACUAUCCGUCCUAUAAAUCUUUAAGCAUUGAGCAAGUGACCAACAUGUUUGACCUCUCAGAGGCCGAGACUCAUAGCAUUGUUAGCAAGAUGAUCAUGAACGAAGAGCUCCAUGCUCGUUUGGACCAGCAAACACGUUGCAUUGUCUUCCCCGAUAAUGACCGCACUAGUUUGGUGAAUAUACUCAAGCUGGUUGACAGGCUGUCAGUCCUCUGCGAAAAUAAUGAAAAGUUAGCAGAGCUGAGGAUAGGUGGUGGUGUAUUAAGUAUGCCUUCAGGGAGGCCGAGUUGCUAUCAAACUCUUCAAUCUCAUUAGAGUAAUUGUUUUGAUCUUUUUGUGCUGUUUUGCCUAUGUUCAUCUCAUAGAGAGUAAUUCAAUAAAAUUUCUGGUUUUUGGAGUAAGCAACUGUAUUUUUGGCUCUACUUACCAAAUUAGUGAAAGUGGUCAACUGACUCAACUCGAUGUAGUGCAUGUUCCUUACAGAGAGAGUAACUCUAUGUAAUGUUUAAAAUUUCUGGUUUUUGCUUU